Pollicipes pollicipes is the source of this 2006-nucleotide messenger RNA. RefSeq names its product adiponectin receptor protein. Gene Ontology annotation, cellular component: plasma membrane. Gene Ontology annotation, molecular function: signaling receptor activity. Gene Ontology annotation, biological process: adiponectin-activated signaling pathway. The record is from RefSeq and is a predicted model, not a curated record. Bases 271 to 1491 code for a protein of 406 amino acids. The transcript has 9 exons. Lineage: Eukaryota; Metazoa; Arthropoda; Thecostraca; Pollicipedomorpha; Pollicipedidae.
AGCCGGAGUGCGUGGGGGUAGGGUGUGCGGGUGGUGGGCUCAAGGCUCUUCGGUUGGUGAUGCGUCGCAGUGAGCCUUUGUUGUAAUGAACAGUUUUUCCGGAAGGUAACGUGUUCAGUUGUGGUCGUUUGGUUUUUGGUAAAUGGAAUCUGGCCAGCCUUGUUCAGAGGUGUGGAAGUAAACGAUCCGUUUGUUCAAAAAGUUCUGCUCCAGCUCCCUGCAUACCUCCGUAGGCCCUACCAGCUGCGCACUAAGUGCAACACAGGCACGAUGGCCGCGGCCGCCAACCCCGAGGAUGUGAUUGAGUAUGCGCCGAUGGAGCCUGAAGCUGUACUGCGCUGUCACAGGCGCCGAGUCUCUGAGUUCUCACAGUUCUCUGAGCUAGACAGGUUCGAACUGCCCGAGGUGUCUCGCUUGCUGGAGCAAGACGAGGGCAGCGAGGGAGGUCACGCCCUCCCAAGCACGCCCCAGGAUGAAUCCUACGAUCCCUUGGAGGACGAGCUGGUAGACCAGGUCAUCAACCGCGAGGAGUCCACGGGAGACCUGGACUUCAGCCAGAUGGCACACAACGCCAUAGAGCACGCCGAGGAGUUGGUGCACAAGGCCGAGGAGUUCGCCCACAAGGUGUGGGCGGCUGGCACGCGGCUGGUCUCGUUCCACGCGCUGCCGCCCUGGGCGCAGGACAACGACUACAUCCACAAGUCGCACCGGGCGCCGAUGCCGUCCUUCUACGCCUGCUUCCGCUCCAUCUUCUACAUCCACACGGAGACGGUCAACAUCUGGACGCACCUGCUUGGCUGCAUAGGAUUCGUGAUAAUCGCCACCUACUUCCUGACGCGGCCGUCGAUCGAGAUCGACUACCAGGAGAAGGUGGUGUUCUCAUGCUUCUUCGCCGGCGCCAUCGUUUGCAUGGGCGCGUCCUUUAUCUUCCACACCGUCGGUUGCCACUCCAAGCGGGUGCUGCGGCUCUUCUCCAAGUUCGAUUACUGCGGCAUCUCACUGCUGAUCGUGGGCUCCUUCAUCCCCUGGCUCUACUACGGCUUCUACUGCAGCUUCGUGCCCAAGGUCAUCUACCUGACGUGCGUCAUCUGCCUGGGCUCGGCGUGCAUGGUCGUCUCGCUGGUGGACAAGUUCGGCGAGCCUGAGUACCGCUCGCUGCGCGCGGGCCUGUUCCUGGGCUUCGGCCUGAGCGGAGUGGUGCCUGCCGUCCACUACCUGUACUCGGAGGGCUGGUUCAACUCCGUGCCGCUGACGGCCGUCGGCUGGCUGGCGCUGAUGGGCGCCCUGUACGUGGCCGGCGCCCUCCUGUACGCCUUCCGCGUGCCCGAACGCUGGUUCCCCGGAAAGUGCGACAUCUACUUUCAGAGUCACCAGAUAUUCCACGUUCUGGUGGUGGCGGGUGCCAUGGUCCACUACCACGGCGUCUCCGAGAUGGCCAUGCAUCGGCUGACCAACGGCGAGUGCUCCUCCGAGCAGCACCUGGUGCUCUGAUCGCGCCCGCUAGCCGACACGCGGCCGACCCCGGCACCGGCACCGGCACCGGCAUUAAACCCGCCGAGUGAGCGCCGCGUAGAGCGGAGAGGACCCGCGUCCCAGGGUCCGGGCGGACCCGGCGGGCCCGCCGGCCUCACGUCUAACACUGUGCGAAUGUGAGCGAUGUAUGCGGCCGGAGGAUGUACCGUGGCUCGGCUGCUGCGCUUUGAUAGCCGCGAUGACUAAGCUUGCGCAGCUCGAUGCCAGUUCGCGCCAGGAGCUGGCGACGCCCAGGCCGGUAUCCCGCACUGCGAGAGCCCCGAUUCCACUGGCAGCGGCCCGUGCUGGUGGCACGCCGGGCACCGUGGCUGGCACCCGCCCCCGCCCCCGUCGAUGUCGGCCUCUUGACAUGUCAGCUGGCCGUCUUAGUGAAGACGUUUGAGAGUGCGAUCAACGUUACAACCAUUGUAUUUUGAUUGUUUUCCGUUUGGGUGAGAUCAGGAGGCGUGUGAUAAUAAACGAUAAACACAACA